AUGUCGAAGGAGAGUUCGCCGAGUCAUAAUGAUAGUGGGGGCUCUUCCUCUCUCACGCCGACUCAGAAUAAUCACCAUAUCCCGUCAAUAACGCAAAUUUCUAGACCAUUUUUCACUAGUCGGGAACUCUCAUAUCUUCAUAAUCAAACUAUACCAACUUCGUUGAAACUACAGUAUGGGUCAACAAAGACCCAGGUUUUCCAGUUUCUAAGUCAAGCUGUUAAAAUCUUAAAGUUCCCUAUUAGAGUGCUUGCUACAACCAUGAACUAUUAUCAGCGGUUUUACUUAUUUAACAAAUUCGAUGUUAAUGGUGUUUCACUAGCCAAUUCGCUGCUGCCGAACCAGUUUGAUGGCGAUCCUUAUACUAUUGCAAUAACCUGCUUGUUUUUAGCUAGCAAGAUUGAAGAUUGUGUCAAAAAAUUGAAAGAAAUACAACAAGUGUGUAAUAAGUUGAGGGACAUUGAUGAAACAAAACUGAUUGGCUCGGGUGGAGGAAUCCAAUAUAUCGAUUAUCAACGGAAAUAUAUCCUAAGCACCGAGUUCAAACUAUUACAGAUUAUCAAAUUUGAUUUCAAUUAUGGCAAUAAUCCAAGUUUCAGAAUCAACGUUGAUGAUAUAAUCAUCCAAUUUUGUAAGCAAAUGGAUAUCAAUUAUAAAAUUUCUAUAUUGAGUUGGCUCGUGAAUUGCGAUAUUAUUCAAACACCUUUGAGUUUGGUGGUUCCUCCUCAUUGUAUAGCAUUGGCUAUCAUUAUAAUAAGCUUGAAUCUAAAUCCAAAAGAAAUGAGUUUAUCUCAUAAGGCUAUGGCAAAUCUUGAUAAGGAGGAGGAAACACUCAAAGUCAAGAAAAUCUUAGAUUCUAUUGAUUGUAGUGAUUUCAACUGUCCCGAAGUCCUUGUUAACGAAGCCAUCAUUUAUAUUUUGGACUAUUACACUCACCAAUAUGCCAACAGUACCUUGAGUAAAUAUCUACCAGAGACUGAUUCAAAAACAGGUAAAAACCAAACAUUCAAGAUUAUGGAUCUAAAACAAAGAUUCAACGAUGUGGAACUAUUAAAUGAAGCAAGCUGUACUACGGAGUUGAAUACAAGUGACGAGUAUUUUGAAAACUGGGACUACAAUAUCGCAUUGAAGGGGUCUGCUAGAUUCAUGUUGGGACACAAAAGAAGACGGUUUAAUACUGAGCGAAAACAACUUCGACAACAACAACAACAACAGCAGCAGCAGCAGCAGCGGCAACAAAAAGCAUAG
This is a messenger RNA of Lodderomyces oxycetoniae, 1248 nucleotides long. RefSeq lists its product as uncharacterized. Gene Ontology annotation, cellular component: cyclin/CDK positive transcription elongation factor complex; nucleus. Gene Ontology annotation, biological process: positive regulation of DNA-templated transcription, elongation; regulation of transcription by RNA polymerase II. Lineage: Eukaryota; Fungi; Ascomycota; Pichiomycetes; Serinales; Debaryomycetaceae. The transcript has a single exon. Bases 1 to 1248 code for a protein of 415 amino acids. The record is from RefSeq and is a predicted model, not a curated record. Gene Ontology annotation, molecular function: cyclin-dependent protein serine/threonine kinase activator activity.